Molecule: messenger RNA, 924 nt
Organism: Penicillium chermesinum
Lineage: Eukaryota; Fungi; Ascomycota; Eurotiomycetes; Eurotiales; Aspergillaceae
Product: polysaccharide deacetylase family protein
Exons: 4
Coding region: 1-924 (307 amino acids)
Biological process (GO): carbohydrate metabolic process
Molecular function (GO): hydrolase activity, acting on carbon-nitrogen (but not peptide) bonds
Source: RefSeq, a predicted model, not a curated record
AUGGGCAAAAAGCGCGUUUUGGUCGGCUACGGCGUCGACAUUGACGCCGUCUCUGGCUGGCUAGGUUCCUACGGCGGCGAAGACAGCGUCAAUGACAUCAGUCGCGGGCUCUGGGCUGGCCACAUUGGCACAACCCGUCUUCUCAAGCUUUUCGAAAAAUAUAAGAUCAAAACUACCUGGUUCAUUCCCGGCCACAGUCUCGAAACCUUCCCCGAAGAAUGCGCCCAGGUCCGAGACGCGGGGCACGAGAUCGGACUCCAUGGAUACACGCAUGAGAAUCCAAGCCGUAUGAGUCCGGAGCAACAGCGCGAUAUCCUUGAUAAGACCUACAAGCUGCUCAGUGAUUUCUGCGGCAAGCCCCCGCGUGGAAUCGUCGCGCCAUGGUGGGAAGCAUCUGCGGAGAUGGUUGAUCAAUUACUGGACUAUGGCAUUGAGUACGACCACUCCAUGUCGCAUGAGGAUUGUCAAAUGUACUGGCUGAGAACUGGGGAUUCAUGGACCAAAAUUGACUACAGCAAGAAAGCGGAGACCUGGAUGAAGCCUCUCGUACGAGGGGAGACCACCGGGUUGGUGGAGAUUCCGGGCAAUUGGUAUCUGGACGACUUGCCGCCCAUGAUGUUUAUCAAAAACUCAGCGAACAGCCAUGGAUGGGUUAAUCCGAGAGAUGUUGAGGAUAUUUGGAAGGACCAUUUCGACUAUUUCUAUCGGGAAUACGACGAGUUCGUUUUCCCGAUGACAAUUCAUCCGGAUGUAUCUGGCCGUCCUCAUGUUUUGCUAAUGCACGAGAGGAUCAUUGAAUAUAUCAACAAGCACGAGGGGGUGGAAUGGGUGACCUUCGAGCAGAUGUGCGAUGAGUUUAAGAAGAAGAACCAGCCGCCUGCAGGAGCUCGAAUGCCCGCUGUGCCUAGCAGCUCUAAAAAUUGA